Molecule: messenger RNA, 594 nt
Organism: Neurospora tetraspora
Lineage: Eukaryota; Fungi; Ascomycota; Sordariomycetes; Sordariales; Sordariaceae
Exons: 1
Coding region: 1-594 (197 amino acids)
Source: RefSeq, a predicted model, not a curated record
AUGCAGUUCACCACCCUUGCCCUCAGCGCCCUCUCGGCCGCCACCGGCGUCUUCGGCGCCCCCACCCCCCAGGAGGCCGGCACCCCCAACCCGGACAUUGUCAUCUUCGGCGUCAUGUCGAUCCGGUCCGCCAGCCCCGUGCACCUGACGCCCUGGGGCGCCAUGAACAAGGGCAUCUUCACCAACCUGUCCACGCAGGACGCCCAGUGCUACAACGGCCCGGCCCAGGACAGCGCCACCUUUGUGCUCAACAAGGCCGACGGCACGCUGUCGCUCUACACGGACGGCAAGCCGUGGCAGCAGCUCUUCGUCGACCGCUCCGGCAUGGGCCAGGGCAUCAUGCAGUACACGACGGGCGCCGAGCCGGCCCCGCGCAACGCCGAGCGCGACGGCUGGGCCAUCGACGAGGCCUCGCAGCACCUCACCUUCGCCGGCAGCGACGCCUUCCUCGCCUGCCCCAGCCACGCCGACUCGUACCGCAUCCUGCCCUACGUCGGCAUCGAGAACCCCGCCGGCUACACCGACUGCCUCAGCAUCGCCGCCCGCGUCGUCGUUGCCGAGCACCCCGUCAAGUGCCUGUACUCGCAGAACUAG